Triticum urartu is the source of this 1180-nucleotide messenger RNA. RefSeq lists its product as uncharacterized. The record is from RefSeq and is a predicted model, not a curated record. NCBI's taxonomy places the organism in Eukaryota, Viridiplantae, Streptophyta, Magnoliopsida, Poales, Poaceae. Gene Ontology annotation, molecular function: GTPase activity; GTP binding.
CCCGAUUCUUCCAGGCCAGGGCGGGCGUUGCAACGAACAAACAAACGCUGCUUUCAGAAGAAGGGUUCUUCCUUCUCCACUUCUUCUAUCCCGUCACACGAGUCCGACGACGACGACUUGAGGGAGAAGACGAAGAGGAAGCCACUCCCGAAAGAUUCGACGGGAAUUUUGUUGUUCGUCCGGGGGAUUCCCAGCGAUCGGCCUAUCUCCGGCGGCGGAUGGGGCAGGCGUUCCGCAAACUGUUCGAUGCCUUCUUCGGCAACAGCGAGAUGAGGGUCGUGAUGCUUGGGCUGGAUGCAGCGGGCAAGACCACCAUCCUGUACAAGCUGCACAUCGGGGAGGUCCUCUCGACUGUCCCUACGAUUGGGUUCAAUGUUGAGAAAGUUCAGUACAAGAACGUGCUGUUUACAGUGUGGGAUGUUGGUGGCCAGGAGAAGUUGAGACCCUUGUGGAGACAUUACUUUAAUAACACAGAUGGAUUGAUCUACGUGGUUGAUUCAUUGGAUAGGGAGAGAAUUGGAAAAGCCAAAGCAGAGUUUCAGACAAUAAUCAACGAUCCUUUCAUGCUUAACAGUGUCAUAUUGGUAUUUGCCAAUAAACAAGAUAUGAAAGGGGCGAUGACACCAAUGGAGGUGUGCGAAGGCCUUGGCCUCUAUGAUUUGAAGAACCGCGUCUGGCACAUCCAAGGUUCCUGUGCCCUCAAAGGUGAUGGUCUUUAUGAGGGCUUGGACUGGCUGUCAAGUACUCUGAAGGAUCUGCAAGCGUCCGGUCGCCUACCCUCAGGAGGGACCUAACAGUUCUAAGUAGCACUUCUGCUUAUAAGAUCCUAAUGCUCAUACUAACAACCUUUGGAUGAAAGAUGACACCAGAAAGAAAGAAAAAGAUACUGGUGAGGAACACCUUAUAGCCACAUAUCCAGUUUUCGUGAUAAGCUUCGGUGUUGAUUCUGCUGAAGAAAAGACCUUGCUUGGGUCUGACCGCAUCAAAUUUACCUGUACAAUCUUGUCAUGGAUAGUGUGGAUUCUCUAAUUCGUGACAUAUUUCAUGUAAAUUUUCCUGUGAGUUUAGAGAAGCUAACCAUCUUAUGCUUUUGUUCACAUAUGAGGACUGGAACAUAAUGUUAUUGAUGUAAAUUUUCUGUAAGAUAAUUUUGGCAUGAUACAAUUUAUGUCCCCCCCCC